Messenger RNA from Striga hermonthica, 1548 nucleotides. NCBI's taxonomy places the organism in Eukaryota, Viridiplantae, Streptophyta, Magnoliopsida, Lamiales, Orobanchaceae. The record is from the annotation of a GenBank genome assembly.
AUGGCAAAUCCAAAAGGCAGUAGCGAGUAUUAUUAUAACACAAUAUUGUAUUAUAAUGUUUUUGUUGUUAGUUUGUUAAUAUCAUCAGCAAAAACUGGGUUUGCAUACGUUUACGAAUCCACUCCUUUCAACCGUACCGACUUUCCUCCUGGUUUUGUCUUUGGGGCUGCCUCUUCAGCUUUUCAAUAUGAAGGAGCUGUAUCUGAAGGAGGGAGAGGACCAAGCAUAUGGGAUACUUACACACAUCAAUCACCAGCACCGAUACCAGAUGGGAGCAAUGCUGACGUGGCCAAUGACUUUUACCAUCGGUAUAAGGAAGAUGUGCAGCUGCUCAAGUAUAUAGGACUCGAUGCCUUCAGAUUGUCCAUCUCUUGGCCUCGAAUAUUACCUCAUGGAAAGUUGAGUAGAGGAGUGAACAAAGAAGGGAUUGACUUUUACAACGAAGUCAUCAAUGAGCUUCUUGCAAAUGGCAUAACACCAUUUGUGACACUAUUUCAUUGGGACCUCCCACAAACCCUAGAAGAUGAGUACAAAGGCUUUCUAAGCCCUCUCCUUGUAGACGACUUCAGAGACUUCUCGGAUCUUUGCUUUAAGGAAUUCGGAGAUCGUGUAAAGCACUGGAUCACAUUUAACGAGCCUUUUACCUUCACAAACGGAGGGUACGAUGGGGAAUUCCUCGGUUCACUUGCUCCGGGAAGGUGCUCGUCUUGCCACCAAGGGGACUCGGCCACCGAGCCCUACUUUGUUGCUCAUCAUCUUCUCCUUUGCCAUGCUGCAGUUGUUAAAUUGUAUAGGGAGAAAUAUAAGGCAACUCAAAAGGGAGAAAUAGGGAUAACAUUGGUGACCCAUUGGUUUGUGCCAUAUUCGAAUAAAACACUUGAUGUCAAGGCAGCCCAACGUGCUCUUGAUUUUGUCUAUGGAUGGUUUAUUCAUCCAGUGGUAUAUGGGAGUUAUCCAAGAAGCAUGCAAUAUCUAGUGAGAGAUAGACUGCCAAAAUUCACUGAAGAGCAAAGUGCAAUGCUAAAGGGGUCAUAUGAUUUUCUGGGACUUAAUUACUAUACUGGGAAUUAUGCUGCUCAUGUUUUCUCUCAUGGUGGAAAUAUUAGCAGCACAAAGGACAGCAGGACUCGUCUCACAACUGAUAUCAAUGGUGUACCUAUUGGCACUCCAACUGGGGUUCCAAUUUUCUAUGUCUACCCCAAAGGGCUUCAUGAUCUUCUGGUCUACACCAAGAAGUACUACAACAAUCCUCCCAUUUACAUUACAGAAGCUGGCAUGGGUGACCAAAAGAAAGAAAGCACACGAGACAACGUUAACGAUCCACAAAGGGUUGAUUUCUACAAUCGUCAUCUUCAUGCAGUUCGUGACGCCAUUACGGAGGGUGUGAAUGUGAAGGGUUUCGUGGCAUGGUCGUUUUUGGACAACUUUGAAUGGGGAUCGGGCUACAGCCAACUGUUUGGGCUUUGCUACGUGGAUCGCCAAAAUGGGCUCAAAAGGAUUCCCAAAAAAUCAGCUAUUUGGUUCAAGGACUGUCUCAAAAAGAAUUAG